AUGAGCUCCAGCCGUAGCUUUAGCCAGAACCAUUCAGCCUCCCUCCAUGGGAUCAGAGGCAACUGGGGCCAGCCAGGGAGCUUCCCCCGGGCCCCCAGCGUCCAUGGAGGUGCUGGAGGGGUUCGCAUCUCCCUCUCCUCCACCAGACCAAGCUGCCUACCCCCUCGAGGGUCUUGGGGGUCCGAAAGAGGUGGUUCCCUCCUAAGUGGGGAUGGAAAAGCCACCAUGCAGAAUCUCAAUGACCGCCUGGCAACCUACCUGGACAAGGUGCACGCUCUGGAGGAGGCCAACUUGAAGUUGGAAAGCCGCAUCCUCCAAUGGCAUCAGCAGAGAGAUACUGGCAGCAGGAAAGAUUAUUCUCAAUAUGAGGAAAACAUCAGCCACCUGCAAGAGCAGAUAGUGGAUGGUAAGAUGACCAAUGCUCAGAUCAUUGUUCUCAUUGACAAUGCCAGGAUGGCCAUGGAUGACUUCAACCUCAAGUAUGAAAAUGAACACUCCUUUAAGAAAGACUUGGAAAUGGAAGUGGAGGGCCUCCGGAAGACCUUGGAUGAUCUGACCAUCAUCACGACAGACCUGGAACAGGAAGUGGAGGGAAUGAGGAAAGAGCUCAUCCUCAUGAAGAAGCGCCAUGAGCAGGAAAUGGAGGAGAACCCAGUGCCAAGUGACUUCAAGGUCAAUGUGAAGGUAGACACUACUCCAGGAGAAGAUCUAAUUAAGGUCCUAGAGGAUAUGAGACAGGAAUAUGAGCUCAUAAUAAAGAAGAAGCAUCAGGACAUUGACGCUUGGUUUAAAGAGCAGUCUACAGCCGUGUCCCAGGAGGUGGCCAGUUCCAGUCCAGCGGCUGUGCAGGGCAGCCAAAAUGACAUCCAUGAGCUGAAACGAACUUUCCAAGCCUUAGAGAUUGACCUGCAGACACAGCACAACAAGAAAUCUGCUUUGGAGCGCAUGUUGUCAGAGACCCAGUCCCGGUACUCCUGCCAGCUCCAGGACAUACAGCAGAUCAUCGCCCGCUAUGAGGAAGAACUAAGGCAGCUCCGCUGUGACCUGGAGCGUCAGAACACUGAACACAAGCUGCUCCUGGGCAUCAAAACCCACCUGGAGAAAGAAAUCGCCACCUACCGCCAGCUCCUGGAGGGAGACACUGACGGGACAAUGGAAGAAUCUGAGUGGACCAUGAAAGCAUCUGCAGCUCCCACACUCAAGGCCAUCACCCAAGAGACCGUCAAUGGAAGAAUCGUUCUUUCUCAAGUGAAUGAGAUUGAAAAGCAAAUAGAGACUCAAAAUAAGAAAUACACAAACAUCUUCAAUGAGUUCCUUUGUGCCAUAUUUGUCGAUUCAAUACAGAGCACACUGGGUCAACCACACAGCCCACUGGAGUCUCAUCAGUAUGGUCUUAUUCAACUCAAGCUGAGCCUGCAAGAGCACAGGCUAAGUGAAGCCUUGCUGGAGGAUGUUGUUCAGGUUCUCAUCAAGGAGAAGGUGGCAGAAUGA
Molecule: messenger RNA, 1491 nt
Organism: Dipodomys ordii (Ord's kangaroo rat)
Lineage: Eukaryota; Metazoa; Chordata; Mammalia; Rodentia; Heteromyidae
Gene: Krt23
Product: keratin 23, type I
Exons: 10
Coding region: 1-1491 (496 amino acids)
Molecular function (GO): structural molecule activity
Source: RefSeq, a predicted model, not a curated record